Messenger RNA from Vigna radiata var. radiata (mung bean), 2528 nucleotides. RefSeq names its product probable LRR receptor-like serine/threonine-protein kinase At1g34110. Gene Ontology annotation, molecular function: protein binding. NCBI's taxonomy places the organism in Eukaryota, Viridiplantae, Streptophyta, Magnoliopsida, Fabales, Fabaceae. The record is from RefSeq and is a predicted model, not a curated record.
AUCUAUAAAUAUGAGAGACUGCAUGCAGAUCUCCAAGAAUGCUUAUUUUUCACCAUCUUUAUCAUCAUUAUACCUUCUUCUCUACGUGAAAUAAUACAAUGUCCCACUGUUACUUUUUCAAACCUUGUUCUUUUUCUCCCUAAAUUAUACUACUCACUCUUCUUUUCAAAUUUCUCUUCUCAGAUCCCAACUUCACACCAAUCCCUCAUCUCAACAAGACCCACCUUCCAAAAAUGCAACUUGGGACAUGUGUCUUCAACCUUGUUCUCAUAUUUUCAGUUUUCGGUCAGUUCUCUGCAAGUGUGGCAGAGUCGUCAUCGUCUUCAACACCGCAGGCACCAAUCUGUUCAGAAGAAGAUAGGGCUUCACUUCUGAGCUUCAAAGCAGGCAUUUCGCAGGACACGUCACAAACACUGUCCACGUGGACGGGCAGAGAUUGCUGCGAUGGUGGGUGGGAGGGAGUUCAGUGCAAUCCAUCCACAGGACGAGUAAACAUGUUGCAGAUUCAGAGGCCGGAGAGAGAUGAUGAAACGUUCAUGAAGGGUACUCUUUCUCCAUCUCUGGGCAACUUGCAUUUCUUGGAGGUAAUCAUCAUAAGUGGUAUGAAGCACAUUACAGGACCUAUUCCUAAUACUUUCUCAAAUUUAACCCACCUUACCCAGUUAAUUUUGGAUGACAAUUCCAUUGGGGGUUGCAUUCCUCCAAGUUUAGGUCGUUUAUCCUUGCUUCAGUCCCUUUCACUCGCUGGAAACCAUCUCAAAGGACAGAUCCCUUCAACAUUUGGGGCUCUGACAAACCUUGUCCAGCUUAAUUUAGCAAGAAAUUCUCUGUCAGGUCCUAUCCCCCUCAGUCUUAAAACCCUUAUAAAUUUGCAAUACCUUGAUCUCAGUUACAAUUUAUUAUCAGCUUCCAUCCCGGAUUUUAUUGGGGAUUUAAAAAAUUUGACUUACGUAGACCUUUCCUCUAACCUUCUAACCGGAAAAAUUCCAGUUUCCUUGUUCGACCUCGUGAAUCUUUUAGACUUGUCCUUGAGCAAUAACAAACUCACAGGGAACAUUCCAGAUCAGGUUGGAAAUCUGAAAUCCCUGACCAGUCUUCAACUCAGUGCCAAUCUGCUCACAGGGCAUAUUCCACUGUCCAUAUCAAGACUACAGAACCUUUGGUAUCUCAACGUAUCCAGGAAUAGUCUUUCAGAUCCCUUACCAGUUAUCCCUACUAAGGGCAUCCCUGCCCUUUUGUCCAUAGACCUGUCUUACAACAACCUCAGCCUUGGAACUGUUCCUGAUUGGAUCAGAAGCAAGCAACUCAAAGAUGUACAUCUUGCUGGGUGCAAAUUGAAGGGAGAUCUUCCACACUUCACAAGACCAGACUCUUUGAGCUCCAUAGACCUAUCAGACAACUACUUGGUUGAUGGUAUUUCAAAUUUCUUCACUAACAUGUCCGGCCUGCAAAAGGUCAAGCUCUCCAACAACCAGUUGAGGUUUGACAUAUCUACAAUCAAGUUGCCAACGGAGCUCUCUUCCAUAGACUUGCAUGCAAAUUUGCUGGUGGGUUCAUUAUCAACAAUAGUGAAUAACAGGACAAGCAGCUCUUUGGAGGUUAUUGACUUGUCAAACAAUUUCAUUUCGGGACACGUUCCAGGAUUUGUGGAAGGCUCAAGCUUGAAGGUACUAAACGUUGGAAGCAACAACAUAACAGGUCCUAUCCCAGUCUCUAUCUCAAAUUUGGUAUAUCUUGAGAGACUGGACAUCUCAAGAAAUCACGUAUCGGGAACCAUUCCCUCAGGUCUAGGUCAGUUGCUGAAACUAAAAUGGCUUGAUGUAUCCAUAAAUGGAUUAACCGGCCAAAUUCCGAGUAGUUUAUCACAGUUAACUAGCCUAAAGCAUGCAAAUUUCAGGGCAAACAGACUGUGUGGUGAAAUACCACAAACCCGACCAUUCAACAUCUUUCGACCGGUUGCUUACGCCCACAACUUGUGCUUAUGUGGCAAACCUUUACAACCAUGCAAGAAACACGGAAGCAUGGGUCAGUGAGAUGCUGACUCUGUCAUACUAUAUAUAAUAUAUAUAAAUGCUCAUGUCCUGCGACCAUUGUUACAUAGAGCAAAAUAGAAUAGGUACCCCACAUCUGAAUAUUUCUUUUCUAGGUCGACCACAAUGCAAGUUCAAUUUUAUAAUUCAACAUUGUUUCUCUAAUAAAAUAUGCACUCAUUUCAUUACGUGCUUAGAUUGUAUAUUAGAAUGGUCUCAACGGCUUUUUUCGUGUGGGCACACUAAAAAAUAUCACAGUAAACACCGGCACAUGUGGACCUGGCUUUUAAAGGUUGACCACAGCGCUGAAGAGCACCCUGUCCUCAAAGAAUCUUAUCCAGAAAAGCAUGGCGUGAAUCAAGCCAGCAAACGCAAAGCAACUCCUAAAACUGAAUGCUACGCACAUGUCAAUGUCACGAAUAGCUGUAGCCACACACCAUACUACAUCAUCAAUUACCCUGAACAUAUAAUGAGAAAGAACCAAACUAAAAAGCAUCG